UACCAGUUACUCGAUUCGCUCAUUGUAGUAAAAUUUCUACUUAAAAUUCUAAAAUAUAUUUGUUCUUUUGCUAUAAACUGGUUUAUAAAACCAAAUUUACGUUAAGUUCAUUAUCUAAGUGAUUUGUGAGUGUCCAGCAUCAAAUCUUACAUCAACAGCCCAGGAUUCGGAAGAGAAGGUCCAAUAUGCAGCGACGGCCGAUACCUGCAAGAGAAGAGCGAGACCGCCGAGUUCGCGAACGCAUGGCUCAGGAGCCGGGGAGAUUUCGCGACGAGACUCAUUGCCGCACUUGGAUGCGCCGGGAGCGCAAGAACGCUUAUCUGGCUCAACUUGCCCGCAUGGGGUUACCAGCCCCGCCAUCUCGUCUUCGCACGCCUAGGCCAGAUCUUCCGCCGCCACCUGCUCCAGUCGUUCCGGCCACUUCAGCAAAGGAGUUGUUGCCGUGUCAUCUUGUGGUCGCGAAGAAACCCCGACAGGCAGCCCGAUGCGUUGGGCAAAACAUUGCUCAUUGUCCCGAGCUGUAGAGCAGACUGGUCGCCCCUCGGUGGCUAGGUUCGUCGAGCCAGGUUACACCCCUCCUGCUCGCCCAAGUUCAUCAACAGCUGUCACUAAAGCUCUGAACCAGACCCGCUGGGACCUAUUGCAAGCUCCAGAUGAAGUUGAUCCAGAGGUUGAAAAAUUGGUGGCACCCGUAGCUGUUCCGGAGGUGGUUUAUAUUGAACCAAUGCAGGAAAUUACUUCCCCCAAAUUGGACCACGAGGAGGAUCCACUUGCCUUGGUUGACAUGGAGGUCGACGAGCAGCCCGAGGAGUCUUCAGAUG
Molecule: messenger RNA, 821 nt
Organism: Microplitis demolitor
Lineage: Eukaryota; Metazoa; Arthropoda; Insecta; Hymenoptera; Braconidae
Exons: 2
Coding region: 186-524 (112 amino acids)
Source: RefSeq, a predicted model, not a curated record